AUGGGCUCCAGCAACUACGGCACAGACGGUGCACUCGACCGCGUGCUUCGCAUUGGUCAGAAGCAAAAGCACGUCCCUGCGAUUUUCAUCCACGCCGGAGCAGGCUUUCAUAGCCACCAAAACGAACAUGUCCAUCUCGAAGCCUGUGUUUCCGCCGUUAAGAUGGGCAUGAAAUUUCUCAAAGCCGGAUGCAGUGCCACGGAAGCCGUUGAAGCCGCCCUGCGAAUACUCGAGGACAAGGAGAUCACAAACGCAGGUUACGGUUCCAAUCUAUCCAUAGACGGCACUGUCGAGUGCGAUGCCACCAUUGUCGACCAUUUGGGGCGCAGUGGCGCUUGUGGAGCGGUCCCGAAUAUCCGAAAUCCGAUUUCGCUAGCCAAACUCAUCCUGGACACGAGCAAUAAGCCUUUGAGCCUCCGUCGAGUGCCACCCAAUGCUCUCGUUGGGGAAGGGGCGAGGAUCUUUGCCGAGGAACACGGCAUGUUGACCUUUGCAAAUGAAUAUCUGGUGUCCAAAAACUCCCGCGACCGCUUCUUCCGCUGGCAGGACGACUUGAUCCGAGCCGAAGGCCCAGCCGAGGAACAGGCACAGCUGGGCUCUCCUCCCGAUUCAGUCACCAUGGCUUGUGUUCCCUGCCAAUACGACACGGCGGCACCGCCAGAACCUCAACAAGGCUUUCCCAGGGAGCACACAGCGGCCAUCAUGGCUGGAACGUGGAACGAGGGACAAAUUGACUCACCUUAUGCCGGCACCCCCCUUGUCGAAUCACCGAGCGGGUACCCUUCUGAAAUGCUUUCGCCCCCUGUUCGCACAAUGGGAUUGUCCUUUGCCGCCGUUGCUCGUUCUCCCCCACGGACCAGUGGCCCUCGACUGACUCCCAGCCCGGCCAAUACUCAAGUGCCGCUACGCGACGACAACAGGAAGAACCGUCCUGCUCGGGUGGACUCACAGGGACCGCGUCUAGAUCUUUCCAUUCCAGGCCGGAAAGAUGGACCAAUAGAUGGUUCUGUGACCGAGGACUCAACGCUUGAGACAUACAAGGACGGCGCUGAAGGGCCGUCGGCGCUCCCUGACAAGGACGUGGCUGACCGGUUCUGGACAAACGACAAAUCCGACGCCCCUGGUCUUAAGAGACCGUUUCAAGCGUCAAAGGUGGCUUCAGACCAGGAUGCCAAACCCACCAAACAUGCCCGCCAUUCGAUUGCUGAGCCAGAGGACCGCGUUACGGACACUAUUGGUGCCAUUGCAAUCGAUGAGCGUGGUCACAUAGCCGCCGGAUCGUCGUCUGGUGGGAUUGGCAUGAAGCACCGGGGACGCUUAGGACCAGCUGCCCUAGUAGGCAUCGGUACCGCUGUUGUGCCCUGCGCUAAGGACGACGCCGAGGGACGGACUGUCGCAGCCGUAACAAGCGGCACAGGAGAGCACAUGGCGACGACCAUGGCUUCCCAGAGGUGCGCCGAGAGGAUAUAUCAAGGAACCCGCCGUGGCCCUCAAGGCUAUGACGUGAACGUGGACGAUGACGACGAGAUCAUGGCGUCUUUCAUUGCGGACGAUUUCAUGGACCACCCUGGCGUAAAGAACUGCCACUCGGCCGGCGCCAUCGGAGUCAUGGUUGUCAAGAAGUGCGCGACAGGUUACUACCUGUAUUUUGCACAUAACACCGACUCUUUCGCGCUGGCGUCCAUGGGUGGCGUUGAGAAGGAACCUCGCUGCACCAUGUCUCGGCUUUCAGAGGGUGCUAAGAUUGCCAAGGGUGGUCGCAAGGUUCGAAUAGGGUGA
Molecule: messenger RNA, 1779 nt
Organism: Purpureocillium takamizusanense
Lineage: Eukaryota; Fungi; Ascomycota; Sordariomycetes; Hypocreales; Ophiocordycipitaceae
Exons: 3
Coding region: 1-1779 (592 amino acids)
Biological process (GO): protein maturation
Molecular function (GO): threonine-type endopeptidase activity
Source: RefSeq, a predicted model, not a curated record